CUUAGGUCAAGAUUAGUCACAUCGGGACCUACACACUCCACAGUUUACAUUGUACACUACCUCAGUGCAAGGGAAGUAUAUAUUUACAAAGUGAAAAUGGGUUCUGUUAUAAAUAAUUUAUUAGGACUGAAAGACCCAUCUCUUGUGGCUAAUUUUCAGAAAUAUUGUCAAAUUGAAAUUUUACCAGGAACUGAGGAAAAGGAUUCUGAGUCUGACUACCUGUCAUCCUCAUCUCAUGUGACCUAUGGAGAUUUACACCAAAGACUUACUAAAACCAAUGGGUUUGUUCAGAAUAAUAGCAAUGGUGUCAUUAACAACGAACACUGUAGUCAAAAUGGGUCUAUACACUCAAAUAAUGUUGACCACAUGGAAAAUGUGCAAAAAGACUGUACACAAUCCGAGAAUAAAUCAGAGACCAAGUAUAUUGUGCAUAGCAAAUUUCUAUAUUGGACUUUUCGAUUGGGAGCUGGAUUUGGGAAUGAAUUCUUUUAUUUGACAUUUUUCACAUUCUGCUUAUGGAAUCUCAACAGCUUAGUAAUGCGACAAAUGGUCAUUAUUUGGCAUGCUGGAAUGUAUUUAGGGCAAGCGGCAAAAGAUAUAAUUGAGUGGCCUCGUCCUUCUUCACCACCAUGUGCCAGGUUAGAGAAAAGGUACUUGGAAGAAUAUGGAAUGCCGUCAACCCAUGCCACUGUUGGGGUUAUAAUUCCCUUUGGACUAAUAAUUAUUGGCCAUAGACAUUAUGAGUUUGACUUGACCAUUCCUUUAAUAGUUGCAUUUUUUUGGGCAACAGUUUGUGGACUGAGCAGAAUUUAUUUGGGAAUGCAUUCAGUUUUGGAUGUCAUUGUUGGAGCAGCCAUUGGAAUAAUCCUGAUCCCACUCAUGUUACCCUAUGUUGAAGCCUUGGAUUAUUUUCAGAUUACCAGCAUGUAUAGCCCUCUGGUUGUGGUGGGAGGCGAAAUAUUUUUAUUGUACAUAUACCCAAAUUCAACAAUUUGGAACACAGCCAAGGGUGAUACUGCUACGGUGGUAGGCAUCGGAGCUGGUAUUGCUGUUGCAACAUGGUUUAACUAUCAGUUAGGUUUUACCAUCCCAUCAGAUGUGGCUAAGCCAUAUCAUAUACCAUCCCUAAUUACAUGUAUAUCAAUGAUACCUUUAGCUGAAGUAAGACAUCUAAUAGGUAUUCUAGUUCUAGUCAUUGUAAGGGCUGUUGCCAAGCCUAUCACUCACAAACUGUUUUGUCAAUAUUAUAAUGUUGAUAGCAAAGAUGAAGAAACACAGAGAAAAAUAGGAAUGGAAAAACCACAAAAGUUUGUUGCCUACUUUUGUGUGGGAUUCGCCGCCAUAUUUAUAGUCCCCAAUCUGUUGCGGCCUUUAGGAUUAAUGAGAAUGUCAUUUUUUACUGAAAUGUAAAUGUGUAUUGAAACAGUGCAAUCAAUUAGUUUGUAUUUUUAUUUUUUUAUUUGUAGACUAGCUGUUUAUAAAUAUAUUUGCAUUAAUUUUUUAAUUUUUUAAUGUUUUAUAAUUAUAUGAGGGCCCUGAUAUUAAUGCAUGAUUGUUGGACUAAUGUGACAAUCCUUGUAGGAUUUAUCGUACUCUGGAUUCAUUUGUUGUCGUGGAUCAAGUAAAAUUGGAUAUUUGAAUUGAUUUCAUGGUUUUGCUAAAGAAAAUUAACUUGGUGGUUCACGUUUACUCGCGAAAUCCACAAAAAACUGGUAUCCCAUGAAAAAUAAUGAAUCCACAGUAUUAGAUGUAAUGACAUGCACCUAUUGACACUUAAAAUCUGACAGAAGGGGUCCAUGUAAAAAUUUAUUUAAGAAAUUUUUCUCAUCUGCACCAGUUGUGGUUCAAACUUUUUAAGAGUUCAUUUAAUUUCAUAUAAUGAGGAUUAUGGCAAUAAUCAGACUCUUGUUACGAUUUUUCAUAAAUAUACUGUGGAAUUUUUUCUUGAGGACCAAUUUUAUGUGGACCGAGGAAAACUUGUAUUUUUCGUGGAUAUUUGAUUUCAUGGUUUUGCCAAAGUCUGCAUAUAUAAUUUUACCUAUAGAAAAUGUGUACUUCUUUGAUCAAUUAAAUUCGUAGUUCAGCCUUACCCACGAUUUCCGUGAAAAUUGGUAUCUCAGGAAUAAUAAUGAAUCCACAGUACUUGUAAUAGAAGUAUUUACACUUGUAUGCGAAUGUUGUCCGCCAUUACUUAAAAUCACACAAGUUCCCGUAAAAUUUGACAUCACAAUUUAAAAAAUCUGAUGUCAUAAUUAAAAAGUGAUUGUUGCUUGACGUCAGAAGGUUAUUAGGAGCAGAUCUAAGGUCAUUCAGAGACAAAAUUCAGCUAAAUACCAAAAGUUUAAAUAUGUUUAUUCAAAUGGAUAUUUUAUCAUUUUGAAAAAUUUGGGAAGAGCUAAUAAGGAGUUUACUAUGUUGAAAACACUUGAAUGGUGCAUGCCCACUGCCAGUAUAUACAUGUCAUGUUUUAAAAGGAUUUAUGAAAAGGAAAUUUUAAAUAUAUUUUAAUUAAUCAGGAUCAAAGAUUUCAUAUAAAGUAUCAGUUAAUGAUCCAUUGUACAUACGUUAUUUUACAUGUAUAUAUUCAACACAUGAGUAGGAGAGCAUUAAACACAUUUUACAAGAAUAUAUAAAGACUACAUUUUAAAUAUUUUUUAUCAUUUCAUGAUUUCUCCCAGUUUAAAAUGCAACCAAUAUAUCAUAAUAAUUAUGGUAUUUACUAUAAAGUCUCUGUGGUGAUGCUUUUAUAUGUUUUGCUUACAUGUAAAAAAAAGGGUCUGAAUGGUACAUAUUAACAGAAAAGAGAAUAUGGCCCCAAAAAUACAUAACAGAGAAAGAUUGGCAAAACAAUUAAGAAUAGAGAAUAAUGGGCUGCCAAAAUAUUACAAAUAGAGAAUAAUGGGCUGCCAAAAUAUUACAAAUAGAGAAUAAUGGGAUUCUAAGAUAUAAGGAAUAGAGAAUGAUGGACCAAAAAAAGACUUAAGACUACAGAAAAAUGGCCUAAAAAUCUAAAGAAUACAGAAUUGUAGACCUAUAGAGCCUCCAUCCAGACCCUCCUAAAGUAGAAUGAUAAUGGGAUACUUUGUAUAAUUAUAAGUAAUAUUUCAAAAAAGUACUGUAAGGAAAAAAAUUAAAUUGAAAUCCCAAAUUCAAAGAUCUCAUUUAAGAAAUUCCUGUUUUAACAUUACAACAACAAAGAGCAUAAAUAAAAAUAUUUAAAUUAGACAGAAAAAGGUUGUUUUCCUGGUAAUACUCAACAAGUUCAUGGUUACCUACUUGUAGGAUGAAUUGGAACAGUUAGGUGAUAUUAAUCAAUCUGAAAUUGUCUAGUUCAAGGACAGUUUAAAAAGUACUACCUGAACCUGAGAGUUUUGAUUCAUUUGUUGUAGUAUAACAAAAACUGUUAAAUAUCUUCCUGUAAUUUGAUAACGUUAUAUAAGACAGUUGGGUAAUAACUUUGUACGGGUAGUCCUUACAAUAAUUAGGCCAAAGUAGCUUGAUUUGAUAAUUCUUUCAACAAUAACAUAAAACUGUCAAAAACUGUGAAAAUUUUAUUAUUAAAAUCAUAAAGAAAUAAAUAUAUGUAUAAAACUGUCAUAAACUGUUAAAAAUUUUAUUAUUAAAAUUAAAAAGAAAUAGAUAUACAUGUAUAAAACUGUCAUAAACUGUUAAUUAAAAUUAAAACGGAGAUAUUAAUUAUUCAAAUAUUAUAAAUAAUAUAGGAACAUUUUAUGAAAGAUCUUUAGAUUACUUUCCGUCAGUUCUGAUAGCAAUGGAUAUUCACACAUCUCUAGAUCAAUGUUGGCUUAGAUUUUCUUCAAUUAAUGGGAUAUAUUGUUUCUCAUUUGUGUAUAAUACCAUAACUACAUGAAUUUAAUCACUUGCUAAAUCAGAAAUAAAUGUAGAACUAUCUGAACAUUUUUAAAUUGAUUUUAUGUUGCUUGUAUUUAUAAGAUUAUAUUCAACACAAUACAGUUUAAAUUGCAGAGUAAGAAAUUUAUUCUCCACAUGUAAUUGUAAGAUGUUUUUUUGAUUUUUUUGUGUUGUCCGGUUGCUGUCUAAUAGAUGUAUAGUAAAUUAUACAACUGGUUUACUUUUAUUCAUCUUGACACUAUGGUGCCAAUAUCUUGACACUAUGAUGCCAAUAUAUGUUAUUGAAAAUUAUUCAUUUAUCAUCCUUUACUAUAAUAUAAGGUAAAAUUGCCAAAAGACUCCCCUCCUAAAUUAUUCAAAUCUAUUAGGAGAUUGAUUUGUAAGUUUUUUUUAGAUAUAUGAUUAAAAAAUAUCCCAAAAUUUCAAGGAACUUUUUUAUUGGUUCUACCCAGGCCCAUAUUUGGGAUGCCUCUGAGGGGGUAAUUAGAGGUCAUGACACUCUGACUUUAAAAUAGUCCAAAUUUCAAUCUUUGCUUUGAUAGUAUUUUUUUACCCCCUUGCUUAGGGUAUGCUACAUAUACCCUAGGUAAGAAAAAAAAAACUUCAUAUUGAAUAUUCUUGUGUCAUAAACUUGAAUGUCACCUUAAAUUUUGAAAUUGAUUUUUGCACCUAAUGUACUGAUACAACUGAUGAUGUACCAUGGGCCGACUUUAUUAACCCAUUUCUGUUAUCAAAGCUAUAUCAACUUUGCACAUGGUGUCAUUAUUUAACUUAUUGAACUAUGAACCUUUGUAUUUAAAGCUUUGAUUUGCUAAGAUCAGGUGACAUUUUUAGGACAAUGAGCUCGGGUAUUUGUCUUACCUUUGACCUUUAGGUUACAUAACAUGACAUCAUAUUUUUCUGUUAUAUAUUGUUAUAGAUAAUAGGUCAAUGGAAAAGUACGAAAUAGGAAAUUUGAUUAAAUUUUUUUAACAAUUUUGAUUUGAUUAUUGGAAAAAUUCAUUCAUAAGUUCACUUGAUAAGACCUAUUAGAGAAAUGUUUUGUAUGUCCACAAUUCUUAGAUAUUCAUUAAAUAAUUAUGCAGUUAUGAUCUUCCGGUGAUUAUUUCUAUUGAUAAGCAUGUGUACAUGAAAUUAGGACCAUAUAUUUUUGUCUGAUAGAUAAGUGUCAUAAAAAAUGGACAAAAGAUUGUAUUUGACCAAUUAAUUAUUGAUAAAGAAGAGCCAGUGUAAAAAUAGUUGUCUGGUCAACUAAGACUGAUAUCUCUUAUUUAAGAUAUAAGCUCCUUAUAGAGAUUUUAUGUAUUGAGGCCAUGUGAAAUUAAUUCCAUGAUUUUUUAUCUAUCUUACAAAUGUUUUAAAAUUUUAAAGUUUGAUUAUUUUGCAAAUUGUAAGAACAAAUUUUUUUUUUGAAAUAUCCAUUAGAUACAAAAAGUGAAUAAUUGAAGGAUAUACAAUUUUUUGUUGUUGGGAUGACGGUUUGGAGGAAGGAUAAGUUCUUAUCAAUAAAUUUUAAAAGAAGGAAUUAUGAAAAAGACAUAAGUAGUGAACUGGAUUAUUGUUCCAUGAAAUUAUACAUGGAUUUAAGUCAUUAUUGAAUAGUUUUUAAUUCUUUGAAAUAACUUUGACCUGAGAACAAAUAACAAACAUAAUCUAUCAAAACAUAUACAUAUAUUAUAGAAUAUAUUGAUACAAAGUCUUUCAGUCAGCAAAUACUCAUUAUAGAUUCAGCAUUGACAUUUUCAUUUUAAACCAUGUCUAUUUAUAGUUUUCUUGAGACUUUUUUACAUAUGUUAAUUUUGCCAUACAAAACGUAAAAUUGAAAAGAGAAGAAUUUCAAUUUCAGCAAUUAUGUUAAUCGAUAGUUAACCAUGUCCUUAUAAAGGUGACACCACCAUGAUAAUAGGAGACUAGAGAGUUUUGGGAAGGAAAAGGGGGAGGGUGGACAAAAGCUUACUUUAUGGGAGGAUGUCUAUUGUCUAGCUGCAAAGGUUAUACCUGGUUAUUUUAAAUCAAAUCCAUUGUUUUCAAUUACAGGCCCAUGAAGAGCAUACAAGGUCCACAGGAAGACCUGUUACCCUACCUGUUCACAUUAUUUCAAAGCCUACCAGUUUUUGCUCUCUCUUCUAAAUACCAUGUACUUGGCAACAAAGUGGCUAAUUUUAAAGUCUUUGGUGUGACUCUGUAGGUUUGAAAACCACAGCCUACUUGCACUUAAGUUAAUCAGUCUGUCACAAAACCUAUGAAGCAGUUUGAAGUGAAAUCUGCCUUGUUUAAUUCUGCAUUUGUUGCCAGUAUUCCCAAGAAAAAUUGUUUGUUGUCAGUUUUACCAAGUUACAAUUUUUGUUGCCAGUAUUUCCAAGUUAAAUUGUUUGUUUCAAGUAUUUCCAAGUUAAAUUGUUUGUUUCAAGUAUUUCCCAGUUAAAUUGUUUGUUUCCAGUAUUUCCAAGUUAAAUUGUUUGUUUCCAGUAUUUCCAAGUUAAAUAUGCUGGUGAGGCAUUAAACCACUAUCAAUCAAUUAACUACAGUCAAACCUGUAUACAAAGUUUAUUCUCGGGACAAGAGAAAACUGACCUUGCAAGAGAGAUGACCUUUGGAUUGAGAUUUAAAUGGAUCGGUAUUACUACAGUGAGACAUGGAGAGGGUGACCCGACAAGUCAAGUCUUUGUCUAGAUAGAGGGGACCUUUAUAGCAGGUUUGAUUGUAUGUUAAACGAAAAUAAAGUGGAUUAAUCU
Mytilus californianus (California mussel) is the source of this 6608-nucleotide messenger RNA. RefSeq names its product sphingosine-1-phosphate phosphatase 2-like. The record is from RefSeq and is a predicted model, not a curated record. Gene Ontology annotation, cellular component: endoplasmic reticulum membrane. NCBI's taxonomy places the organism in Eukaryota, Metazoa, Mollusca, Bivalvia, Mytilida, Mytilidae. Gene Ontology annotation, molecular function: sphingosine-1-phosphate phosphatase activity. The transcript has 3 exons. Gene Ontology annotation, biological process: phospholipid dephosphorylation; sphingosine metabolic process. Bases 97 to 1410 code for a protein of 437 amino acids.